AUGCAGAAUAUAUACGGACCAACAACGCCAGCGGUUGUGGCAGGCCAGGAAUAUCCGAUGGGGAUGCAGUAUGCGCCGGAGCGCCAGCCUUACGGGUUGGGGCUGAUGUCUGCGGCGCGCCCAACGUGCGUCACGCCGGCGCCAGCGUAUCAAGGGCCUGUGCCGCUCGCCCAGCGCACCCCCUCUUUGCUGUACACCAACGUGCAGCAGUACCAUGCGCUAAUGUCGCAGCCGCCUGCGCCAAUGCCAGCGCCAGCGCCUUACUACACGUCGCCUGCAUACAGUAUGGUUCCUGGAUGGGGUACGCCGGUUCCUGCGCCAGCGCCACCUGCGCAAAUGACGCCUUCGCCGGUCCAGCGUCCGCGCUCGGUUGCGCUGGGGGUGCCGCUGGUUGGCGAAUACUCAUACCAGUCGCCCACCUCCUACUACUACUCGCAGGCGCCUGCGCUAGCACCAGGACCUGCGCCAGCGCCCAUCCCGCAGGCAGUGCGCACACAGAGCCUCCCACCAAUCAAGCUGUUUUCCGAUUACCAGGCGCCCGCAUCACAAAAUUCAUCGCGCGUGCCUUCGCCGAUGAUCCCGCUAAGAAUGCGGCCGCAGCAGCACCAGGCGGAUGGCGCAAAAAAUGCGCCCGAGUUCGUGCACAAGGGUUCAAGGAAGAGAUACCAUUCUUCCGACGGAUACAACAAGCGCAAUUCUUCGAUUGCAGGAACAAUCUACAAUUCUACCGCUGUGUAUAAGCGGCUCAAACCAUGCACGUCGUCGGGCGCGCCAGCGCAGGAAAGUGCGGCGCAGACCGGCUUGCGCCCACAGGGCCGCCCCUUCUCCUCCAACAUCACGGGCCGCUUUCUUGUCCACCAUGAUCUUUUCUCCUUGUUUAGGUACAUGAAUAAGAAAAAUUUGCAGGUUCUCGCCUGCUACGACAUGCGCGAGUUAGCACAGGGUUGCGCGCAGGCGCCAAAACCCGACAAGGACGACGAAAAGAAGAUAGAGGCCAAAAACGAGAAGUGCGAAAACGAGCGCAUCGAUAAGAACCUGAUAAGCCCAAGAUCGUCGCGCAGUUCCGCAUCGAUUUUCUCUGCGGAUUGCGCAUCCAGUAUCAGCUCGCACGCUAGCGCCGGCGGCGCGCAAGACGCGCUUGCCUUGGCCUGCAAGUUUGAAGAUAUACAUCUGGGGCCAUUUGAGAGCGCAGUGGACUUUGUUCCAAUUCUGGAUAGUUUCUUCUCGCAGAAGCAUUGUUCGCUCCGGGUGUUAAACAAUGGCGCCAGUGGCACGAAGCCGGACCGUGCGCGCACACCGCCAAAGCAGCGCACCAUCUUGUACAAGCCGUCCGCAGGUGUGGGUGCGAGCGCAGGCACAGGUGCAGAUGCGGAUGCAGACUCGGACACGGAGCACGCUGCGCAGGGAUCGCGCAGGGGGUCCGCAUGCUCCGAAAAGGGCAACCAUCCCGAGGGUGCCUGCGAGCACUCCCCGCACACGUUGAAGUUCAUCCUCAACAAUUCGGAGGCCAGAAAGGUGGCAGACAAGGAUGUGUCGGAGGCGGAGCAGAAGCCAGGUCCAAACCAGGAAAAACGCCGCAGGGUGUCGACAAACUUUCACGAGCAGAUCGUCAAGGCUUUUGGAAUCGAAGAGUAUCAGUUCAUUAAAGCCAUCAGAGACAGUAAUGGGCAUGUUCUAAAGCUGGAAUCGAUCAGGCCACCAAGAAACAGCACUGGCGAGAUUGAGUACACCGCCGAAUGGGUGAAGAAAACAAUAUGCUACCCACGCUACAAGGGAGGCAUGAAGAUUCAUCUCACGAGUGCUUCGCAGAGCUUUGUUCUCUACAGCGAUAUGAAAAUGCUUCUUUGGGAUGUUACCCAGGAGGAUAAGUUGCUUGGUGUUUCGACCUGCGUGAGCGCAUCGCCUGCUUCAACACUUACGAGUGGCUUACCUCCUUUGGGCCGUGAGACCAAGGAGCGGUUGUUUGGAGGCCGUUUGGUUUUCGUGAAAACCGAUGGUUCGUGA
Molecule: messenger RNA, 2004 nt
Organism: Brettanomyces bruxellensis
Lineage: Eukaryota; Fungi; Ascomycota; Pichiomycetes; Pichiales; Pichiaceae
Exons: 1
Coding region: 1-2004 (667 amino acids)
Source: RefSeq, a predicted model, not a curated record